Molecule: messenger RNA, 360 nt
Organism: Adineta steineri
Lineage: Eukaryota; Metazoa; Rotifera; Eurotatoria; Adinetida; Adinetidae
Source: the annotation of a GenBank genome assembly
AUGACAACUUACGCUUUAUUAUCUGAAUACUUGUCCGCUUACAAUCAACACGAUGUUAACAAAAUAAUUGAUUUUCUUCAUCCGAAUUGUCGUGUGAUAUUUAAUGAUCAAAUAGUUCUUCAAGGUGUUGAUGCUAUGCGUCCUACAUAUGAACAUGAUUUUUUAAAUCCUAAUGCGAGUGCAACUAUUAUCGAACAUAAUCAAGAUCUGGAUGAACAAGAUCGUAUUCGUGUCGUAUUAAAAACGAAUGAUAAUCGCCUUAUCGAUGUUACAUAUGUAUUCGAAACGAAAGAAAACGAUGAUAAAAUUCAUAGACAACAAAUGAUUGAACAUAUUAUUCAUUCACUUAAAUUUUUAUAG